Molecule: messenger RNA, 4869 nt
Organism: Pseudozyma hubeiensis SY62
Lineage: Eukaryota; Fungi; Basidiomycota; Ustilaginomycetes; Ustilaginales; Ustilaginaceae
Exons: 1
Coding region: 1-4869 (1622 amino acids)
Biological process (GO): regulation of ARF protein signal transduction
Molecular function (GO): guanyl-nucleotide exchange factor activity
Source: RefSeq, a predicted model, not a curated record
AUGUCGUCGACCUCGGCUUUGGGCGCCUCGAGGCGUGCCUCGACCUCAAGCGACCAUUUCCAGAUUCCUUCAUAUCCUCAAUCCCGCAAUGUCGAAUCAGCGCCGCUGCCUUCGAGCGAUACUGCAUCUCUAGCCGAACGCAAACCCGACGCGAAAAGGUCCUACCCCACAUUCCUCAAAGGUGCUCGUCGUCUCCAAUCGCAGCGGCCCGACACGACCAGCACCACCGCUUCCUUCGCCUCAGCCAAUGGCGACGCCUCUACAACUACACCGCUAGCGACCGCAUCCAGCUCUCGUACCAACUCACCCAGGAAGCAGGCUGCUCCUGCCCGCAUCGGCAGAGAUUUUGAAGCUCUGCUCGCUUCCGAUGAGACCUACGUCCUCAGAGACAAGGCAAAGAUUGCAUUGGACGCCGAGGAAACGCAGGAUCCCGCGGCACAGCUGCUACCGUCGAGCUCUGUUUCGAGCGCCAAAAGGGUCAUUGUCGAGCGACGACAACAGCAAGCUUCGUCAUCCUCUUUGAAUUCCGACCUAGACGAAACGAACGACGAUCCGGUCGAUAGUACGCCUCAACCGCUACAAACCGACGUCUUCAGGUCACCUCAGAAGAAGUCUCAAUCCUCCGCCUCCUCUGCCACGCUCCCACCUUCUGCCUCUUCGUCGCGCGCAGCCUUCGGCAGAGGAUCGCAGCCACCUGCUUCGCCCGACAGGACCACCUCACUUCAACGUCAUACCUCUCCUUCUCCCAAAGCCUCUUCCCCUGCGCCCAAAACCAUGCAGAGCUUCAUUCUUCAGCCCGCCUCUGAGCAAGGACACGGUACGGUCCGAUCCCGCCCACGCCUCGGUGCCAGCGUCGGACUCGAGCAAGAGAUCGACUCCGCCUCCGGCCAGGAACACAACGCCACAGACCCAUCUGCCUCCAUGGGCUCGUUCCGUCAACGCAUGAAAAAGACCAGUGGCUUUCUGCGCAGGCUGCGCAAGGAUAUUCCGCCGAGCUCCAAAGCAAGUGCUUUCAGCUCCUCGAGCAACGCUUACUCGGUGGGCUCGAACGCCUCGGUUGCGUCUCUGGGUCGAAGUGCCACGAGCGAUCCGGCUGCUGACCCUCUCACCUUUAGACGAAGAGGGAGCAAGGCUAGUGUUUCCAGCAUUGGUGCCUCAUCGACCACUGGCAGUGCCUCGAAGGGGCAGCACUUUGCCUCGACCGACGGCAUUGCGGUCCCGAGCAUUCCGGAACGCUUCACGCAGCCUUCCACAAGCUCUACUUCUCACGUUCUGUCGGAUGCCGACGCUGUCGAAAGCAUUGUCUCUGCGCGUGGUGGCGCAGCUUCUGGUGAGUCGCAGCAGCUUGCAUUGCAGAGCAAGCCCGGUCUUCGAGUUCCCUCCGCGCCUGUCACCUCGACGGAAUUCGGCCAAAGCACCAAGUUCGCUUUGCCUCAACGUUCGAGCUCGCAGGGACACGAGCACGAACGAGACAAGUCACUUGGAACGACCGAUUCUUCUGGCGCUAUUCGAUUGGCAGUCCAGCAGCUGUCGUCUCACAUGGACGAUGCUUGGAAGGACGCACCGGCGCAGGACGUCAAAGUAGCUGGAGCAAGGGAUGCAACGACACCCAAACGAUCGUGGGGCCCUUCGCCUCAGCUGCCGGAUCUCGACAUCCAACAUGACAAGCAAAGAUCGGGAAGCUUUCUGGAGGAGCCAGAGCUCAUUUCAGACCGUGGAUUCGACGAUGUGCAAGAUACAGCGUCCCGAACUGUCCGCUCCGUCAGUGCAUCGUCGGACGCAGAUAUCGGUAAGAGGUUGAAUGGGGUUGACGACAGCAAGCACGCGACCGGACUAGGCAUCAUCAGCACGAGCUCCGCUGCAAACAUGCGCAAGAAAUCCGGCACCGCCCAACACGGUGAGGACGCGGACGGGUCGACGGCGAACGGCCCGAGCGAGGAUCAGAACCGGCAGCCGCUCAUGGAGCUCACACCUCUCAGACCAACCGAAUCAUCCAGAAAAUCCGUCGAGCCGAGCCCGCAGUCCGCUGGACACUCUCCACACUUGCCGAAUUCGGCACGCAGCAGCCGUCGUAAUUCCAUCGAUGCGGCUGCUGAGAAUGCGCGACGUCGAACCAUGGAUUCCGGCGCGAGCCUCGUCAGCGUCCGGUCCUUCGAGACGGCAGCCGAAAGCGCGGGCCCGGGCAGUGCAGACGCGAAGGUCGCUGCGUUCAAUAUGGCUACCCCCAACUCGACGCAAAGUCCGUCACCGAUGGCUCAACGAGAUGCUGCUAAGCCUGUUGCUGGCUCGACUGCUGCAUCACCUAGAUCAGUGUCAAACCAGAUAGAAGUUGCGAACGGAAGCGCCCAUACGAGCGGUGCAAGCGGAAGGGAGACAGACGUGGAGGAUGCAGAACAAAGCAUCCGACUAGUGUCCAAACGCUCCAACACCGACGACAUCAACCUUGCCUCUGACAGCGCAACCACCAUUGUCACCGCUCCCAAAUCACCGGAGAUGGACGUGCCAGCACUUCCGAAGCUAUCGGAGCUAUCUGAGUCGUCGCCACUGCGGCCUGGGCGCAAUGGCAGUCUGAGUCGCGGGGGCUCAUCGACCGGAUUGCUGUCCACCGUAUCUGUACACAGGAGUUCUUCUCCAGUCUCGUCACUGACUUCUGCUAGGACGAGUUUCGACCAUGCUGCAGUCGCACGGGCUGCAGCGACAGCUGAUGCCGGUGCACCACCUUCUAUCACGGCCUCGGCGCAAGAGCUGGCGACUAAGUGCUGGGAAGAGGACCCGAGCUUCUUGAAACGGGAAAAGAUCGCAGAGUGGCUUGGUGGGCUGGGGUUGGUCAAUAAGUCAGCAAGAACUUUCUACUUUGCCAGGUUUGAUUUCGGCGGAUUGCGAUUGGAUAUGGCUUUCCGAAAGCUAUGCGACAAGCUAUUCUUGCGCGCUGAGACGCAACAGAUUGAUCGCAUCUUGGCUGCUUUCUCACAGAGGUACUACGAGUGUAACCCAGACUCAGUAUUCGGGAGUGCUGACGUGGUUCAUUCCGUCGUCUUCAGUAUUCUGCUGCUCAACACGGAUCUGCACAUCGCCGAGCUGCAGGAGAGGAUGACGAGGCAGCAAUUCGUACGCAAUACAUUGGGAGCGAUCGCCGAGACUGGGACAGAGGGUCAAAUUAUGGAAGACGAGAGGAGCAGUCUCAGCGUCGCGCAUGCCGACGAUCGCAGUGCGGAUGCUCAACCGUCAACAGCGGGACGAAGGAACAGCAUCAGUAGCUAUCUCGGAAGCAAAUCGAAGCAGACGAGCACGACCAACUUGGAAGCAUCCGUGGAGGCGGCAGAAGCUUCGAGGCCUGGUUCGGCCGCUAGUGGAGCCAAGGGGAAGGAGGCCGAGAUCGAGACGUUGCUGAAGGACAUCUACGCAGCGGUGAAGUCGGAGCGUAUUUUGCUGCCUACUCCCGAGUCAGGCGCGGGGACGAGCGCUGCAGGUAGACCGUCCGGAACAUUCAGUCCGGCACUUGGCGGCGGAAGACGGAAGAUGGGGACUGAUCGGGUGACUGCUCUCAAGCGUGGAUCGAUACGAGGCAUUCAGGGACUGCUAGGCGGAUCGAAUGGGUUGGACGGAUCCCUAAGUCCGAACCCUUCUCGUACCUCGAUAGAUUCGUGGGGUCGAUCCUCAACCACCGCUGAGCGCGAUCGAAUGCUUUCACCGCUUCCCAGCAUCACCCCUGGUUUUGCAAGCACCCUUUCACACACCAUCAUCAAGGAGUCUCAAGAAGAAGAACACAUCACGACACCGAGCUCUACAAAGAAAGAACUGCCGAUAGACGAAGAAGACGAUGACGACCAGCUGGCACUCGCUGGACCGCCGUGGGCGAAGGAAGGCUCUCUCACGCGCAAGUACUAUUGGGAGAGCACGAACAAACGUGCCAAGGACAAGAAUUGGAUCGAAGUCUUUGUCGUAGUCUCGAAAGGAACCUUGUCGAUGUUUCGGUUCGAUCUGCCUAGCGGUGGUGCCAAGAAACACAACGAAGCCUCUGGUGCUGCAGCUUUAGGUGGAGGGAAUUGGCUCUCUUCAGCAACGUGCCUCGGAGAGAUUUCGCUGGCUCACUCGCUGGCGAAUGCACUACCUCCACCAGGUUACAACAAGACUCGGCCCUAUGUCUUCGCCUUGACUCUACCUGGCGGGAAAGUGUACCUCUUCCAAACGGGACACGAAGAGUUGGUGAACGAGUGGGUUUCCACGUGCAACUACUGGGCUGGUCGAGUGUCCAAAGAGCCUCUUGCGGGUGGAGUCAGCAAUAUGGAGUAUGGGUGGAACAAAGUGUUACCUCGAGAGGAGGAGGAGUGGGAGGAGGAACUAGAUAGUUUCUCCGCCGCUACUGGAAGUGGUGUUGACGCAGACCCGCGAGGUUUUACGCAGUCUCUGAUGGACAGUCAAAGCGUUCGAUCCAAAUUCUCACCAGCGCCCUCAACCACCGCUUCCGUAUCGACGUCCUCCAAACUCGGGUACAUGACAAACGAACGCACAUUCAUCAACGAAUGGCGCAUCCCCGAACUUCCCACCCUCCCCUCCACCCUCGGAGAAGAACGUCAACUCUCCAGACUCGAAAAACAAGUCUCCUCCAUCGAACUCCAACUCACCCAGCACAACGACCUCCGACAACCCAUGCUGCAACUCUACUCCCCCAAAGGCAACAACCAUGCCAAAGCCCUCGCCAAUUGGGAGCGCAAGAGCAACUGGCUACUGCAAGAGUUGGUCAAGUACCAGAGCUACGUCGAGAGUCUGAGGAAGAGUGCGGAUGCCAAGGCCGAGAGGAGGGGCAAGAGGGAGGUCGAGGAGAUGGUGAGGGCGGGAGAUGAGAUGUUGGCCGAAUUGGAGGUUUGA